AUGUUAAUACUCAAUAUUGUUCCCUUUUUAUUGUUGCUAACAAUCACACAGGCUAAUGUCAAUUUGUAUGUCCUUGCUGAUAACUUUCUCAAUGGUUCUGCGGUAGUGGUAGGUAAUUAUGAUAAUGUGUUAGACAAUUCGACCUUGUCUAUUGGCACAGACCCUACUUACUUAUAUUAUGAUUCACGUUAUAUCACCUAUUAUCCUGGUGGUUCCCCCAGUAUUUGGUGGGUAUUGGUAUUCAAUGAUGAUCGCAAAUUGGAGUUGGCUUUUCGAGGACAAGACCGUGAAAACAUGCCUGGUGCAAUAAAUGUCACGAUUGGCGAUAAUGGCUGUGUCGCUUUCAAUGGCUCCAACUCUUUAUUUUACUAUGGUAAUUCGUUCUACUCUUAUCCCAAUGGUGGUGCACCAUAUUCUGCAAUCCCGGUGAAUUUGUAUGCCAAGCAUAUGCUGUAA
Molecule: messenger RNA, 456 nt
Organism: Candida tropicalis MYA-3404
Lineage: Eukaryota; Fungi; Ascomycota; Pichiomycetes; Serinales; Debaryomycetaceae
Exons: 1
Coding region: 1-456 (151 amino acids)
Source: RefSeq, a predicted model, not a curated record